Molecule: messenger RNA, 7905 nt
Organism: Procambarus clarkii (red swamp crayfish)
Lineage: Eukaryota; Metazoa; Arthropoda; Malacostraca; Decapoda; Cambaridae
Gene: PolA1
Product: DNA polymerase alpha catalytic subunit
Biological process (GO): mitotic DNA replication initiation; DNA replication; leading strand elongation
Cellular component (GO): alpha DNA polymerase:primase complex
Molecular function (GO): chromatin binding; single-stranded DNA binding; DNA-directed DNA polymerase activity
Source: RefSeq, a predicted model, not a curated record
GAAGACUAUAAUGAGUGAGAGGAGGUGGGUUUCCCGCGUGGAGGUUCAAAGGAGGAGUCCGAGACUGAGGAGAGAAAGCCGGGCGGCACAGCAUAGCCUGGGGACGGUAUCACACCCGGAUUGUUGUCAGACUACAAAAGUUUCGCGCGCAAACCCUCGUCUCCUACACCAGUCUACUGCUCUUUACUGCUACCUGCUUCAUUUAUGAUGGAUGCUGAUGCAGAUACCGCAUCCCAGGAGGCUAUAGAAAGUAUUGCAUCUUCGCGAUCCCGUCGAACUCUUAAAGAUAAGCAUGGUCGUAAGGCUGCUUUAGACCGACUCAGGGGUUUAAAAGGCUCAAAACAUAAAUAUGAGGUUUCUGGAGUUGUGAAUGUUUAUGAUGAAGUGGAUGAACGUGAAUACUCCAAACGACGACAGGAUCGCCUUGAAGCUGACUGGAUAAUUGAUGAUGAUGGCUCUGGGUAUGUUGAAGACGGAAGGGAAAUAUUUGACGAGGACAAUGAUGGAGAUGACCUCUUCCUAUCAAAAAAAAAUAAAACUAAGGGUAAUAAGAAGAUUAAAGGAUCCAGUGAGAAAUCAUCAGGCUCAUCUGUUAGGCAUGGCACUGGAAAUAUUAAAAACAUGCUUAUCAACAUGCCAGCAAAAAAGAAAAAAGCUGAGGCCCUGGUUCGCCUUGAUGAUGACAACCUACUGGAAGACAUUCUACAGGACUUGGACAAAGAGCCAGCCACAAUCCGACCUCCACAGCCAACUUUCCUCAAGAAGAAAAUUAGCAAACCUUCUCCAUUGCCCAACAAAAGUUCAGUGAAUCCUUUUGCAAGACCUCAGAUUACUACUCCAUCACGGCCCAAAUCGUCCUCAAAACCACUCAAACCUCGCAGCAUUUCUGGAGACAAUGUUAUCAAUGGGGCCUCACCUAAGGCCAAGAGGUCACUGGACAUUAAAGAGGAAAUACCUUCUCAACACGCUAAAGAGGAAACGCCUUCUCAACAUGUUGAAGAGUUUGAUACCAUGGACCUUAUGGAUGGGGAGUUUAAUGAUGAUGAUGUAGAAAAUAUGGAGGCAAUGAUUAUUGAUGAAGAGAAGAAAGAAUCUGUAACCAUAAAUGAAGUGAAAGCAGAAAAAAUAGAAGAUGUGAAGUUAGAAAGUAAUCGAGGCUUCACGGCUAAACCACAAGUUGACGAGAGUCUACUGGCAACGGGCUGGGAAACUGUUAAGGGAGAGCUAAAGGAAACCACUUUCAACCAAGAUGUCCAGAUAGAUUCAUCUCAUCUCCCUCUCACUACUAAUGCUGACGGAGAUCAGGUAUUAAGAUUUUAUUGGUUGGAUGCAUAUGAAGAUGUCUACAAGCAACCAGGAACAGUUUUCCUUUUUGGCAAGGUGUGGGUAGAGUCAGCUCGGACUUUUGUCAGUUGCUGUGUGUCCGUUAAGAAUAAUGAAAGGAGAUUGUUCCUCUUGCCCCGGAAAAAGAGGCUGAAUCUGCAGACUAAUGAGGAAGGAGAAGACGUAAUUAUGAUGGAUGUCUAUCAAGAAUUUAACUCCACUGUAUCCAACACGCACAAAAUACUUCAGUUCAAAUCUAGAAUAGUCAACAAAAAAUACUGCUUCGAGAAAUGUGAAGUUCCAGAAGAAUCUGAAUAUUUAGAAGUUCGUUACUCUGCAGAUUUUCCGGCACUUCCGGGUGAUUUAUGUGGUGAAACCUUCAGCCAUGCUUUUGGUACUAGCUCUUCAGCCAUGGAAUUAUUUUUACUUGAUCGACGAAUCAAAGGUCCAGGGUGGUUGGAUGUAAAGCUUCCUCAGUUGUCUUCUCCAGCUGUUUCAUGGUGUAAAAUUGAGGCAGUGGCAAUGAAGCCAGACUGUGUAACCCCAAUAACAGGCUUGGCUAUACCACCAAUAGUAGUGAUGUCCUUAAGUAUGCGAUCAACCUUAAACCCAAAGACCCAUCAAAGUGAAGUGGCAAUGGUGUCUUGCCUCAUUCAUCAUGAAUUUCCUCUUGACAAAGCCCCGCCUCAGCCUCAAUUUCAGACGCAUUUCUGCUCCAUGACUCAUCCAGUGGAUGUCACUUGGCCUUGGGACCUGAAAGAUGCUCUCAGCCGAUAUCACUCCAAAGUUGAGAAGUCUGACACUGAGAGAGCUCUUCUGGGAUUCCUGCUUGCUAAGAUUCAUAAGAUAGAUCCAGAUAUUGUUGUAGGUCAUGAUAUUUUUGGCUUCGACCUGAAUGUGCUACUUCAUCGUAUCAGUGCUAAUAAGGUUCCUCAUUGGUCUCGUCUUGGUCGGCUAAGGCGAACUCAGAUGCCCAAGUUAACGGGAAAGGGAUUUGCAGAGAGGACAGCUCUCUGUGGUCGUCUUGUGUGUGACUUAAAAAUCUCAUCCAAAGAACUUAUUAGAGCUAAAAGCUAUGAGCUUGGAGCAUUAGUCUCACAAGUACUCCAUGUGCCUGAGAACCACUUCAAGUCUUUGACUGUAGAUGAAGUCAAAAAGAUGUAUGAAUCAUCGUCAAGUUUACUUCGGCUUGUGUCAUUAACCAUGCAAGAUGCUUUGUAUAUUCUUGGCCUCAUGUGCGAGUUAAAUGUACUGCCACUGGCCCUGCAAAUAACAAAUAUUGCUGGAAAUGUGAUGUCACGCACACUUCUUGGUGGUCGGUCUGAAAGGAAUGAAUUUCUCUUGCUGCAUGCCUUCACCGAAAAGAACUUCAUAGUUCCUGACAAGCAGUUUGGCAAAACAAACCAGAAGGCUGUUUCAAAUGAUGAUAUAGAGGAAGAAGAUGGAGGUGGUAAUAAGCGAGGCAAAGGUCGUCGAAAACCCGCAUAUGCUGGUGGCUUGGUGCUAGAGCCCAAGAAAGGUUUCUAUGACAAGUAUAUUUUAUUGAUGGAUUUCAACUCCCUUUACCCAAGCAUCAUCCAGGAAUAUAACAUUUGCUUUACUACAAUGAAUCGGGUGAACAAAGAGAAUGACGAAGAGAUGCCAGCUCUGCCAGACCCGGAGCUAGAGCCAGGAGUCCUACCGACAGAAAUUCGGAAGCUGGUAGAGAGUAGGAGGCAAGUGAAGCAGAUGAUGAAACAACCAGAUUUAUCCAUCGACUUGAAACAACAGUACGACAUUCGACAAAAGGCUUUGAAGUUGACGGCAAACAGCAUGUAUGGAUGUCUUGGCUUUUCUCACUCCAGAUUCUUUGCCCGUCAUCUUGCAGCACUUGUUACAGGUAAAGGGCGUGAGAUUCUACUGAACACACAGGAUCUUGUUCAAAAAAUGAAUUUUGAUGUUAUAUAUGGAGACACUGAUUCAAUCAUGAUUAAUAGCAACUGCACAGAUUACGAUCAAGUUUUCAAGCUAGGACAUAAGAUCAAAUCAGAGGUAAAUAAACUGUACAAGCUACUGGAGUUGGAAGUUGAUGGUGUGUUUAAAUACAUGCUUCUCUUGAAGAAGAAGAAAUAUGCAGCCCUCACAGUUAGUAGACUUGCAAAUGGCCAGGUGGUUGAAGAACAAGAACUUAAAGGUCUGGAUAUUGUAAGACGUGAUUGGUCGCAGCUUGCAUCUGACUGCGGAAAGCACAUUGUAACGCAAAUUCUGUCUGAUCAAGGACCCGAUGAACGCAUUGAAAACAUCCAUUCACACUUAGAGAAACUCAAAGCUGACUUAGAAGCUGGCAAGAUUGAUCUUGGCACUCUGGCUAUUACAAAGUCUUUAACAAAGAAUCCUGAAGAUUAUCCUGACAAGAAAAGCCUUCCACAUGUUCAAGUGGCUAUUAGGAUGAAUUCUCGAGGAGGGAAAAAGCUACGUCAAGGUGAUACAGUAGCUUAUGUCAUAUGCGAGGAUGGUAGCAAUUUAUCAGCUGUGCAACGAGCAUAUCACGUGGAUGAACUAAAAUCCAAUUCAUCCUUAGUGAUAGACACAAAUUUUUAUUUAGCACACCAGAUUCAUCCUGUUGUAUCUCGUCUAUGUGACCCGAUAGAGGGAACCGAUGCUGCAAGAAUUGCAGAGUGUUUAGGUUUGGAUCCUUCUUCUUAUCGAAUUUCUAGACAGUAUGGACAAGCUGAGGAGGAGGAAGAUGUAUCUGUAUCUCAGAUUUCAGAUGAAGAACGAUAUCGUAUGUGUGAGAGAUUUACAUUCAAGUGCCCAUCCCAAGACUGUGAUACAAUUAUUACUAUGGACUCAGCGUUUCGUGGCGUGGGUACCGGAACCAACCUUGAAGUGGCCUUGCAGACUUGUCCAAACCCCAAGUGCCAGUUUCAGAUAUUUACCCGUAUAGCUCCAAUUCUCAAUAAGCUAAGACUAGAUAUCAGAAAUCAUAUACAAAAAUACUACAAUGGUUGGCUUAUAUGUGAGGAUCCAGGUUGCAGUAACAGAACUCGACGAAUACCUUUACACUUCUCUAGGGGUUUUCCUGUAUGUGAUUCGUGUGAACGAGGUGUUCUCUUUAGAGAGUAUACUGAAUCUCAGCUGUACAAACAGCUGUGCUUCUAUGAUUUCAUCUUUGACUUCCAGAAAGCAUGCCAGAAGAAUAAAGAUGAGCGCAUUCGAGAAGAAAAUCUCCGCAAAGUAUACAACGUUCUCCAUUCAGAAGUACAACGGACACUGAAGCAGAAUGCUUACUCGGUAGUUGACCUUACUAGGCUCUUUGAAAAUUUGAUGGCCAAGCCUCAAGUGAGAAGUUCUUGAGUAAAGAAAAAUAUUGUAUAUAGAAUUUAUUUUUAUUAUUUUGAACUUGUUAGAAGGAAAUUUCAAGUCCACUCCUGUACCACUUUGCACCCCAUGUUUCUGGCUGUUGCUGUCAUCUUAUCAAAGAAAUUGUGUGUCAGCCGCUAAACAGUCAAUACGGGAAUGUCAUUUGUAAAUAAUGUAUGUACUGUAAUAGAUCAUCGUCAAGUCAAGUUAGUUAAGUUUGAUGUCUAAUAUAUGUAAUCAUUAUUUCAUUUUAAUCUUGUAUAAUAUUUUAAAGUACAAUAUAUAUUAGAAAGAUUCUUUUCUUCUCAGCUUUUCCUAUAUAUUUCUACAAUAUUUUUCACCUUUUAUCAUCUUGUCAACUAUGUAAACAUGUUGACACCUCUGGUAAUAAUGCUAAGGCCCGGCCCUCCAUGAAGAAGAAAUAUAGCCAUCAGGGUCAGGAGAAAAUCUUCAGAUUUGACCUUGAGGUUGUUUAAGUAUUUUGUAAUUCCACCCUAUUUCUUAUUUUUUUUAAGUAAUAAUUUAUCAAUUUUAUUAAUAUUUGUAGAUACGAUUAAAUUAGAAACUACAUGACUUGCGCCCAUGUAUAAUAACAAUUAAUAUUUUAGCACUGUUCCAGCUGUUAAAAGUAAAGGUGUACUAAAGAUAUAGCUAAGAUUUCUAUUUGAAUUACAACACAGGUUCAGAAACAGGAUAUUUAUUGUUCAAGGGUCCUCAGUUCUCAUGAUCUUAUCACCUGACUUAGUGAGUGAACAUUUUCCUCAUUUGUCUUCUAAGCCUCGUGGGAGAAAGCUGUAAUGAUGUGCAAGGCCUCUUUAUUAUUUUGCAAGUCUUCUGAAAGUAGUGGCAAUAUCACCCUCAUAUUCACUCGUCAGAGGUAGUAGUUUGUGUGUGUGUGUGCCAAUCAAAUAAUAGACCAAUAUAUUUUAAUUUUUUUAAGUUCAACAAUCAUCGUGAAAAUAUACUGAAACCAUGUAUUUUGCCAAGUGCCAGUGAUCUUUAGUCAUUCAGGUCUGUGGAGAUUUAAUUUGAAUUUACACUCUUAUUUUUUCUUCUCCAUAUCAAUUCUUUGCAUUGUUGAUUGGGAAAUUGCACCUUUGAUAUAUCCUUUUCUACGUGAUAUUGGUCUGCUUGCGCAAUACCCCAGAUAUGCAUGUGUUUGGCUAAAUAGUAGCAGGAAAGAAGAGGGAUUCGCCAAUGAUGUGAAUGGCUCAAGAAUCAAAGAUCCGGGGUGAACUUCCAGACAGUGUGAGGAGUACUCGCAGCUAGGAAGUGACCUCUGGUCUUCCUGUAUAGGUUCUCAAACAUUAUUGAAGCAAUAUUCUCAAUUUGGAAACUAUCCAAGUUCAAUUUGAUAUUUUUUGUGGUAGCUGGUCUGAGUGAGGGAUCAGCCAGAUUAUACCACUGACUGGCACCUUCAGUAAACUUGAUCAUUCAUCCAUAUAGGCUCUCAAGAGUGCUCUGGAAGAAACUUUCCGCCAGUUCAUGAGCAGUAGUGCAUGAGGAUUGGAACACAGGUUGACUGUGUUCCAAUCAGUUGACUCAACUGUCAACUGAUUGACAGUAGAGAGGCAGGCCGAAAGAACAGAGCUAAACCCCCGCAAGCACAACUAGGUGAAUACAGGUCAUGCUUCCUGUGUUGCUUUGCACAUACUGUAUUUAUUUCCUCAAGUCUGAAUGAGGAAGUUGGUUCUGUUAACACUUAAGGGGGGUUAAGGUUGGGCACUUUCAUGAGUACUGACUUCAGAUCACAUUUACUUUUUCAGCCUAAAGUGUGUUCAUUUUAGGUAAUAAGUUAGUCUAACCAAAGUGAGUCACCUGAGAAUGUACAGGACAACGUGGGAUUCCUAACCCUCGUAUUUUUCUGUUCUAUCCUCGUCAUGAUUUUUUUUUACAAUCUAAAAUUGUGGUCUAGUAAUUCCAAUAAAACCCCAAGGUGGUAAGCACUAUACUAUUAGUGGGGACAAUGGUCGAUUCUCAUGUUUGUGUGGGUUUCAAUGCAUCUAUAAUCAAUUAAAUUAGAUUAUUUCACUCUUGGAAGAGUUAGAGUAUAUUUCUGUGACUAUUAGCUACAGUUCUGCUUGCAGGAAUUUUGCCAGAAUGCCAUCAUCUAGAAACCAGAUGAUAAGCUCUUGGGUAAAUCAACUUGUGAAUUAACGUGAUUCUUCCCAAGUGAUAGUAUCAACUUCUUGUCCUCACCAGCUGAAAUAAUGCUAGAGAUAAACCUUCAAUACCGCAUUUCAUUUUACCAAUUAAAAUGUGUUUUUGAAAUUUAAUUUAAUAAUUUUUCAGGGAGGUCUUUGAUAUUGGCCAAUACAAUAUGGGCCAAAAACAAUAUUUUUACAUGUAAAAUGUUGUGAAUGUUUUAAUUAUAGUUUGUUACAUGUUAAUUGGAGACACAAUUCCCUUAAACAGGAUCAUUAAAAAGUAAUAAAAAAAGUUGUACUAGUUAAGAAGUCAUAUGGCAGUUAAUGUAUACAGUAGUGUGAAAAUAAUGUAACCCUCCUUCCCCCAAAGUAUACUUCCAAGGGCUUCAUUGACUGGUACUGUUUAUCAUGUACAGUAUAGUGGGUUGGCUUACAUAAGAUUUUUUAGCAAAACAUUUUGUCUUUUACACAAGAUUUGAAAUUUAAAUUGCUUUGAUGUAUAAUUCUAUUCAUAUUUUUAUUUGUUUUAUUGUAUUUCAUGCAUAUAAAUGCAUUGAAUGCUGGUGAUGUAAAUAUGUCCAGGGUUUUAUGAUAUUUGUAGGGAAACUUAAUUUUGCUAGAAUUAUUUUGCGUGCAUUUAUGUAUGUAUGAGUGUAAAUAAUAUUGAGAGACAAAAUAAUGAUGGUACGGGAGUUGAGAAAAGAGAGUGUAUACUCCCAACCCUGACAGAUGUAACUAAAAGUUGGGUGUAGAAAGUAGCAGGGUUUUCAAGAGUGCGGGAAAUUUACUUUUAGUGUGCUGGUGUAUGUUUACAGGAAGGGUAUGGUAAUGAUAUACAUUAUAUGAAAAGGGUGAGGGAAUGAAAUGUGGAGGCUGUAAAGCACAAUACACUUAAGUGGUAAAGACAUGUUAAGUAGAUGACAGAUUUGUGUAACAUAAGUGUACAAGAGUGAAAUUUGAAAAUCAUAUAGUAAAUUCAGAUGCUUAAUAUCUUUGAAUUGGAGACUGGAACUGUAUAUGAAAAAUAGGAUAUAUAUAUAUUUAUAAUUUAUAUGCUGUAGCACUGAAAAUAUUAAUACAGUAUCUUAUUUUA